Messenger RNA from Linum trigynum, 210 nucleotides. NCBI's taxonomy places the organism in Eukaryota, Viridiplantae, Streptophyta, Magnoliopsida, Malpighiales, Linaceae. The record is from the annotation of a GenBank genome assembly.
AUGGAGAUUUUGGCGACAGAGCAAGAUCUGAACUCUCAUAUCGGAGCCGCGAUGUCUCUGGCGGAGGAAAUUGUGGCAACAAAAUCUGAAAUCUCAGAUCGGAGCAGAGAUGUCUCGUCAAUUGCAGUCACUACCGUCCUGUGCCGCCUCAUAUGUCCUCCCAAAGCAUAUCUUGACGAGAAUCCCGCACCACAGAUGGCACACUCAUGA